UGAAUCAAGAUUCAAAAAAAGAGCGAAGAAAACGAGAACUCAGAGAGGAAAAUAAAAUAAAUAAAAGGUCCGUUUCUUAUCAGUUUCUCCGUGCGCCCGUCUCUCUGAUCAAUUAUAUCUUACAAACCCUAAUUUUAGAAUCUUGAUUUAUCCCUCAAAUUGGGUAUCGAAAUUUCACCGAUUUUUCGAUUCUUCUCGUUGUUUAUCUGUUGAUUCAGAGUCAUGAGUACCGUUGGCCUUCUCAACAUUCAACCUAGCGAACUCAAAUUCCCAUUUGAAUUGAGAAAGCAAAGUUCAUGCUCUAUGCAAUUGACCAACAAGACUGAUCAAUAUGUUGCAUUCAAGGUUAAAACAACCAACCCCAAGAAAUACUGUGUUCGUCCCAACACUGGUAUUGUUUUGCCUGGCUCUAGCUGCAAUGUUACAGUUACAAUGCAAGCCCAGAAAGAGUCACCACCUGAUAUGCAGUGCAGGGAUAAAUUUCUCCUUCAGAGCGUCAUGGCAGCUAAUGGUACAACUAGCAAGGACAUAACCACAGAAAUGUUCAAUAAGGAGGAAGGGAAAGUUGUUGAUGAGUUCAAGUUGAGGGUUGUUUACAUUCCCGCUAACCCUCCAUCACCAGUGCCUGAAGGAUCUGAAGAAGGAUCUUCUCCUAGGGCAUCUGGGGUUGAUGAUGGGAAUCAAAAUUCUACAUUGUCUGAUGCUGUAACAAGAUCUUUUGAGGAGCCCAAAGAGAAAUCUUCAUCCUCAGAGGAAUGGUCUAUGAUUUCAAGGUUGACUGAAGAGAGAGCUUCCGCUAUGCAACGAAAUCAGAAACUCCGUCAGGAAUUGGAUUUAAUGAGAAGAGAAAUCAGCAGAAACCGUGCUGGCGGCUUUUCCUUCUUGUUUGUGGUGCUGAUGGGUUUACUAGGAAUUCUGGUGGGGUACUUUGUUAAGAAAUAAGAAGACGUAGGAGCUGCAGUGAGAGCGAAUGUUAGUAAUAGUCAGACACCAAGAUCAACUUUUGCGGUGUUCUGAAUUUCACUUAGGAAAUUGCGCAAGACAUUUUAAUUUUCUAGUGUAAAAAUGUUGUGCGUUACCUUAGAAAGUAAUGGGAAACAUUUUUACUAUUUUGUCAAAAUUGAUGAGUGGUCGGUGGGCCUUCAAACUCGUCUGAAAUUAUGUGUGGGGAACGUAUUGGUUCGACAUUAGAAGUGUUUUUGUUUGCAUUUUCUUUUCAUUUAGUUGAAACAUAUGGUCAUUUUUCCUGACUUGUAGGUGUCACAGCACCCUCUUUCUCUAACAUUAAAGAUAUCUUUACAUUAAUGUAAAUUUUUAUUGAUUUUUGAAUGUAUAAUUGAACAUAUUUUGAAGAA
Cornus florida is the source of this 1355-nucleotide messenger RNA. Its product is annotated as vesicle-associated protein 1-3. Gene Ontology annotation, biological process: endoplasmic reticulum membrane organization. Gene Ontology annotation, cellular component: endoplasmic reticulum membrane; plasma membrane. Bases 223 to 942 code for a protein of 239 amino acids. The record is from RefSeq and is a predicted model, not a curated record. The transcript has 8 exons. Lineage: Eukaryota; Viridiplantae; Streptophyta; Magnoliopsida; Cornales; Cornaceae.